UCUAUUUGGGAUAUGCCAUGAUAACCGACAUCAACAAUUUUAUAGAUGAUAAUAUAAAUCUAGCUGCACAGUUAAAUACUUUACAAUACAGACUUAUUUAAAACAUCAAGAAAAAUGUAUAAUAAGAAAAGAUCAAAUUCAUCGGAUAAGCCUGGAAAUGUUAAUAAAAAAUUUAAAAACGAAGACAAUGAACAAUCCAUGUUUGAAAAUGAUCUUGCUGUUAUGGAAGAAAUGGAUAAAGAAUUUGAGUCAUCACCUGAUGUAUUGGGUGAGGGCCCUGAUCAAGAAAAUGCUAGUUCUAUGUGGGGUAGACCUGCUUUAAAAGAAAUUAAUCCUGAUACUGAUAAUUUAGCUUUUCAGCAACUUACUAUAGACAAUUAUAUUGGUGAACCAAUAAAAGGAAUGAGUGGUCCACAAACUGGAUUAGUUCCUAUUACUCGAAUGUUUGGUAUAACUAUAGAAGGUAAUUCUGUAUGCUGUAAUGUACAUGGUUUUUCACCAUAUUUCUAUACUACUGCACCUGAAGGUUUUGGUCCUGAGCAUUGUAAAGAAUUUAAAACCCGUUUAAAUGCAGUUGUUGUAAGUGACAUGCGUGGAAAUCAAAAUAGAGUGCAAGAGGCUGUUCUCAUGGUUGAAAUUGUUCAAAAAAUGAAUCUUUAUGGUUAUCAUGGUGAAGAAUUUGAAAAAUAUUUAAAAAUUACUAUGGCCUUACCAAAAUUAGUACCUGCAGCAAAAAGGCUCUUAGAAAAAGAACAGGUAUUUCCUACAUUUCCUGGACAUCAUUAUAAAAUGUUCGAGACUAAUGUUGAUUACGAUAUGCGUUUUAUGGUGGAUUUAAAAAUUGUUGGUUGUAGUUGGAUUGAACUUCCUGCUCGUUCUUACACUAAACGUCAAUUCAAUUCUGACCGAAAAAUACAUUCUAGAUGUCAAUUAGAAGUAGAUGUUGACUGGCAAAAUUUGAUAGCUCAUGCUCCAGAGGGUGAAUGGAGUAAAGUUGCACCUUUCCGCAUUCUUAGCUUUGAUAUUGAAUGUGCUGGUCGUAAAGGUAUAUUUCCUGAGCCAGACAAAGACCCUGUAAUACAAAUAGCUAAUAUGGUGCAAAUAGAAAAUAAAAGAUUAAUAAGAAAUGUGUUUACAUUAAAUACUUGCGCACCAAUAGUUGGUAGUCAAGUUAUUAGUUGUGAAAAAGAAAAUGUUAUGCUUGAAAAAUGGGCUGCAUUUAUGCGUGAAUGUGAUCCAGAUAUUAUUACUGGAUAUAAUAUAAAUAAUUUUGAUUUACCCUACCUAAUUAAUCGUGCUAAACAUUUACAUGCCAAAAAUUUUAAUUUCUUAGGGCGUAUUAAAGACAUACAAUCCGUUAUAAGAGAACAAGUAAUUCAAAGUAAACAAAUGGGUCGAAGAGAAAAUAAAAGUAUUAAUAUUGAUGGAAGAGUUCCUUUUGAUUUAUAUUUAGUUUUAGUACGGGACUAUAAGUUACGUUCAUAUUCAUUAAAUUCUGUCAGUUAUCAUUUUUUACAAGAACAAAAAGAAGACGUUCAUCAUAGUAUUAUUACAGAUUUACAAAACGGCACUCCUCAAACAAGACGUCGUCUCGCAGUUUAUUGUUUAAAGGAUGCGUUUCUUCCAUUAAAACUUUUAGAUAAGCUAAUGUGCUUGAUUAAUUACAUGGAAAUGGCCAGAGUAACUGGUGUUCCAUUGGGAAGUCUUGUGACUGGAGGUCAACAGGCUAAAGUUGUAUCUCAAUUACUUCGUCUUGCUCAAGAAAAGAAUUACAUAAUGCCUACAAUGACUAGUGGUAUGCAAGAUGAACAAUUCGAAGGAGCUACUGUGAUAGAACCUAUAAAAGGUUAUUAUGCUGAUCCUAUUGCAACACUAGAUUUCACUUCUCUGUAUCCAAGUAUUAUGAUGGCGCAUAAUUUAUGUUAUACUACACUGUUGUCUCAAAAAACCAUAAACCUUUUAAAUUUAUCGGAAGAUGAUUACAAAAAAACACCUUCUGGUAGUUAUUUUUUGUCAAGUUCCAAGCGCAAAGGAUUAUUACCAGAAAUCUUAGAAAAUCUGUUAUCUGCACGUAAAAAAGCCAAAACAGAUUUAAAGUCCGAGACUGAUCCUUUCAAAAAAAAAGUUUUAGAUGGUAGACAAUUAGCAUUAAAAAUAAGUGCUAAUUCAGUGUAUGGAUUUACUGGUGCACAAGUUGGCAAGUUGCCAUGUUUAGAAAUCUCAACCAGUGUAACUUCAUAUGGUAGAAUGAUGAUUGAACGUACUAAGCAGGAAGUUGAGCAAAAGUAUUGCAUUGCUAAUGGUUAUGAACAUGAUGCUGUAGUUAUUUAUGGAGAUACUGAUUCGGUGAUGGUAAAAUUUGGAGUAAAAACUAUUGAGAAAGCAAUGGAAUUGGGGCGCGAAGCAGCUGAAUACGUUACAACUAAAUUUAUCAGCCCUAUAAAGUUAGAUUUUGAAAAAGUAUACUUUCCAUAUUUAUUAAUUAAUAAAAAACGUUAUGCUGGUCUUUAUUUUACACGUCCUGACAAAUACGACAAGAUGGACUGUAAAGGGUUGGAGACUGUGCGCAGAGAUAAUUCACCUUUGGUAUCUAACAUGAUUAAUACGUGUUUGCAAAAGCUGCUUAUUGAUAGAGAUCCUGAUGGAGCAGUUGCCUAUGCAAAAGAAGUUAUUGGUGAUCUGUUAUGUAAUAGAAUUGAUAUAUCACAGUUGAUAAUCACUAAGGAGCUGAGCAAAUCUGACUAUGCAGCUAAACAAGCUCAUGUUGAAUUAUCAAUAAAAAUGAAAAAAAGAGACCCUGGUAACGCACCAAAAUUAGGUGAUCGUGUACCAUUUGUUCUAACAACAGGUACAAAAGGUACACCAGCUUAUCAACGUGCAGAAGAUCCAAUAUUUGUUCUGGAAAACAAUAUUCCUAUUGAUUUCAACUAUUAUUUAGAAAAUCAGCUUUCUAAACCUUUGGUUAGAAUAUUUUCUCCAAUUCUUGGUGAUAAAGCUGAAUCUAUAUUGUUGAAAGGUGAUCAUACACGCAAAAAAGCCAUGGUAACAUCAAAAGUGAGUGCGUUAUCCGCAUUUACAAAAAAAAAAGAAGUUUGUCUUGGAUGUAAAAGUGUGCUGCCUGCCAAUGAAGACAAAAACGCCUUGUGCAAGUAUUGUUUGCCAAAACAAGGUGAACUAUAUUAUCGUGAACGUAUUAAAGUGAACGAUUUACAAGAAAAGUUUUGUCGUUUAUGGACUGAAUGUCAACGUUGUCAAGGAAGUCUACAUGAAGAAGUUAUUUGUACUAGUCGAGACUGCCCAAUAUUUUAUUUAAGAAAGAAAGUACAAAUUGAUUUAACUGCUCAAGUGAAAACAAUGGAUCGAUUUGGAAAUCCAAAUAAUAAAUAGAAUAAUUUAUAGACGUUAGCUAGACAUCAGAUCUAACUUUAAUCUUGUAUUAUUUGAAAAAUUUAAAUGUUAAAUACUUAUACUAAUUUUACUAUGAGUUUUAGUCUUGAUUUUAAAAAUUAUAUCUUUUUAAAAUGUAUCGGUAAUAUAUGAAUAAUAAAUGUAUAAACA
Molecule: messenger RNA, 3558 nt
Organism: Sipha flava (yellow sugarcane aphid)
Lineage: Eukaryota; Metazoa; Arthropoda; Insecta; Hemiptera; Aphididae
Gene: PolD1
Product: DNA polymerase delta catalytic subunit
Exons: 2
Coding region: 115-3387 (1090 amino acids)
Biological process (GO): DNA replication proofreading; nucleotide-excision repair, DNA gap filling; DNA-templated DNA replication
Cellular component (GO): delta DNA polymerase complex
Molecular function (GO): DNA-directed DNA polymerase activity; DNA binding; nucleotide binding
Source: RefSeq, a predicted model, not a curated record